AUGGCUGGCGACACUGAUUCUGAGGGCACCUUCUGCUGUGGUUUGCCUAACCCCUUCAACGUCUUCAAGAAGAAAACCGAGGAGCCUGAUCCCAUCCGCCAGGCUGUUGAUGAGAACAAUGUCGAGCAUCGCCGCAACCGAGUUCUCAUCGACGACGAGGGUCACCCAAUCGAUAACCAGGGCCGACCCAUCCAGGGGUCGAUUCUCCACCACCGCGAAGAGGUAGGUGGUGAUACUCCACGCAUUGCAUCCCUCCUGGCUCCUCCUGCUAACCUCUAUGGCCAGGCUAUCCCGAUGGAUGUCCUGACCCCUCCCUCAUCUGCUGGUGGUGCUUCCGGUGCCGGUGCCGGUCCUGCUCCUGCUGGUGCUUUCGGCGGUGGUUCUGCUGCCGGUCCUGCUCGUGGUGGCUCUCGUCCUAUCAGUGUUUUCGUUGGUGGUCAAUUUGCUGCCGGCCCUCAUCCUGCUGGUGUUCCCGGCGAUGGCCCUUCUUCUGCCUCCGAGGCGCCUGUCUCCAAGGGUAAGGAAACCAACGUGGCCGCCGAGAAGCAGGAUGCUGGCGGCGGCAACAUUGCCGCCGCAGCCAACCUCAUCUAG
This is a messenger RNA of Fusarium coffeatum, 594 nucleotides long. RefSeq lists its product as uncharacterized. The record is from RefSeq and is a predicted model, not a curated record. Lineage: Eukaryota; Fungi; Ascomycota; Sordariomycetes; Hypocreales; Nectriaceae. Bases 1 to 594 code for a protein of 197 amino acids. The transcript is spliced from 2 exons.